AUGGACCAAGUCAACCUCCAGGGCCACGGCCAGCAGAAGAUGCGCCAGCAGCCCCAGCAAGCUGCGCCGCGCAAAUACGAUGGCCAGCAGGGCAACCCCCUCUAUGAUCCCACCAACGGUGGCCACUAUGGCGCAUCUGCAGCAGUCAACCAAGGACUCACCGGCAACUACCGCGACAUCCUAAACACAUACUGGCAGCAGCAGGUUACGAAGCUCGAGACCGACGAGCAUGAUUACAAGCUACACCAGCUCCCGCUUGCCCGCAUCAAAAAGGUCAUGAAGGCCGACCCAGAGGUCAAGAUGAUCUCAGCGGAAGCUCCCAUCCUUUUCGCCAAGGGUUGCGACAUCUUCAUCACCGAGCUCACAAUGCGCGCCUGGAUCCACGCCGAGGAAAACAAGCGUCGCACUCUCCAGCGCUCCGACAUCGCCUCGGCUUUGUCAAAGUCGGACAUGUUCGACUUCCUCAUCGACAUCGUGCCCCGCGAGGAGGCUCAUCCCCACAAGAGAAGUGCCGGCCAGAACGCAGCUGUACAGUCAUCAGCAGCUGUGGUCCCUCCCGGGGCUAUGCCUCAGCCAGUACAUGCUCAACAUUCCAUGCCACCUCCCGACUAUGGCCUGCAGGAGCAUCUGGGACAGCAGCAGGAGUACCAGCAACCGCCCAUGUACCCGGGUCCGAUGCAAGGCGACCCCCGCGCCUAUGCACAGCAGCCGAUGUUCGACCCCAGCGUCUACACCCAAUACCAGGUGAGCGGUCAGCAGCCGCAAAUGUACGCAGUUGGUGGUCAGCGUGGGCCUGACCCGAAUGCCGAUCCCCAGAGCUAUGGCCGGUAUGAGGCUGACCCCGACGACGCCGAAGGCGAGAGGGUCGACGCUGAGAGUUAG
Messenger RNA from Alternaria hordeiaustralica, 882 nucleotides. RefSeq lists its product as uncharacterized. The transcript is spliced from 3 exons. The record is from RefSeq and is a predicted model, not a curated record. Gene Ontology annotation, cellular component: nucleus; CCAAT-binding factor complex. NCBI's taxonomy places the organism in Eukaryota, Fungi, Ascomycota, Dothideomycetes, Pleosporales, Pleosporaceae. Gene Ontology annotation, biological process: regulation of DNA-templated transcription. Gene Ontology annotation, molecular function: DNA-binding transcription activator activity, RNA polymerase II-specific; DNA binding; protein heterodimerization activity. The coding region runs from base 1 to 882 and encodes 293 amino acids.